AUGGGGGAGGGGGUGGUGGUGUUGUGGGGAUUGUGUGGGGUGUGGGGGGGUAGUUUUGGGGUGGGGGAUUUGGGUGGUUUUUUUUGGGGUUGGGGUUUUGGGGGGGUUUUGGGGGGGGGGGGGGGGGGGGGGGGGGGGGGGGGGGGGGGGGGGGGGGGGGGGGGGGGGGGGGGGGGGGGGGGGGGGGGGGGGGGUGGGUUGUUGUUGGGUGUGGGGGGGGUGUGUUUAGGGUGUGGGUUGUGUGUGUUUGGUGUUGGGGGGUUUUGGGUUGGUGUUUGUGUUGGUGUGUGUUUUUUUUGUGGUUUGGUGUAUGUGGGGUAUGGUGUUGGGUUUAUGGGGGUUUGGGGAAGAAGGGUGGAAGGGAUUGUGGGGGAUGUUUUUUGGGGUGGUGUUUUUGUGGGGGGGGUGGUUGGGGUUAGAGAGUUUGAAGUGAGGUGGUUGGGGUGGUUGGGGGGGGGGGGGUUUUGUGUGGGGUGUGGUGGUUUUGGGUUGUUUUUUGGGUGGGUUGGUUUGUUUGUUGGGGUUUUGGGGUUGGUUGUGUGGUUUGGUUUUUUUGUUGGUUGGGUUUUGGUGUUUGUUGUUGGUUUGGUUUUAUAUGGUUUGGGGGUUGGGGGGUGUGUGGUGGUUUUUGGUUUUGUGGUGGUGGGGUGGUUGGGGAGGGGGUUGGGGGUUGGGGUUUGGUGUGUUGGGGUUUUGUAUGAAUUUUGGGGUGUGGUUUUUUGGUGUGGGGGUGUUGAUUGGUGGGUUUUUUGUUUGUGUGUUUUUUUUGGUUGGGGGGGGGAUUUUUGGGGAUUUGUAUUGUUUUUUUAUGGGUUGGGGGUGGGGUGUGUGUUUUAUAGUUUGAGUGGGGUUGGGUGGUUAUGUGGGGGGUUUGUUGGGGGUGGGUUUGUUGUAUGGGGAUUGGGUUUGGAUGGGGUGGUUGGGGGGUUGAAGGAGGAGGAGGGGGGGUGGGGUUAUAGGGGGGAAGUUUUGGUGGGGGGUGUUUUGUUUGUGAUAUUGAGGAUUUGGUUUUUGGUGGGGAGAGGGGGGUGUGUGAGGGGGGGGGGGGUGGAUAGGGUGUGUUUGGUGAGGUUAUGUUUGGUGGGGGGGGGGGGGUUGAAGAUGGUGGGAGGGGUUGGGGGUUUUGGGGGGUUUGUUUUGUGGGGAUUUUUUGGUUUGGGUAGUUUAUGUUUGGGGUUUUUUGUGUUUUGGGAGGGGGUUUGUUUGGGGUGUGUGAGGUGGGGGUUUUUGGUUGUUUUGUGUGGUUGUUUUGGUGUUUUGUGGGGGGGAUUGUGGUGUUUGUGGUUGUUGUGGUUGGUAGGUUUUUGGGUGUUUUGUUGUUUUGGUGUUGGGGUUAUGUGGAGGUGGGGUGGGUAUUUGGGUUUUGGGUGGGGUGGGGGGUGUAUGGGGUUGUUGUGGGGGUGUGGUUGGUUUUUAUUGGUUUUGGUGUGUGUUUUUUGUUUGUAUUGGUUUUGGGUGUGUUGUUGGUGUUUGUUUUUAUUUUUUGGGGGGGGGGGGGGGGGUUUUGUGGGAUUUUUUUGGUUUUUUUUUGUUGUGUUUUGGGGGUUUGGUUUUUGUUUGGGUGGUGGUGUGUGGGGGGGUUUUUGUUGGGGUUUUGUGUGGUUUGUUUGUGGGUUGGGGGGGGGGGGGUGUUGGGGGUGUGUGGGGGUUUGGGAGGGGGUUUUUUGUGUGGUUGUGGUUGUGGUGUUUGGUUUUGGGGUGGUGUUGUGUGGGGUGGUUGUGGGGUGGGGGUGGGGGGGGUUGGGGGUGGGGGGGGGUUUGUGUGGGUUUUUUGGUUUGUUUUUGUUAGGUUUGUUGUUGUGGGGUGUGGUGGGGGUGUUUUGUGGUGUUGUGGUUGUUUGUGGUGGGUUGUUGGGGUUUUUGGUUUUUGUUUGUUGGGGGUUUGGUUGUGUGGGGGGUUUGGUGUUUUGGUGGUUGGGGGGGGGUGGUUUUUGGGGUUGGGGGGUGGGGGGUGUUGGGGGUGGUGUUGUGGGGGUUGGUGGUUUGGGUGGUUAUGUUUUGUGUGUUUUUGGUGGUGGGGGGGUUUUUUUUGUUUGUUGUGGUGUUGGUUUUGUGUUUUGUGUUGGGGGGGGUGUGUUGUGUUGUGGGGUGUUGGGGUGGGUGGUGGUUGUUGGGGUUGGUGGGGGGUUGGGUGGGUUGGGUUGUGUUGGGUUUGGGGGUGGUUGGGGGUUGGGGGUUGUGUUGUUGGGGGGGGGGGGGGUUUGGGGGUGGGGGGUGUUGUGUUGGGGUGUGGGUGUGUGUUUGUUGGGGGGGGGGUGGUUGUGGUGGGUUUUGGGUGGGUUUUUUUUUUUGUGUUUUAUAUAUUUAGGGGAUGGGGGGGUGGUGGUGGGGGGGUGUUUGUGUGGUGUUUUGGGUGUGUGUGGGGUUGGUGGGUGGGUGGGGGUGGGGGUGGUGGGUUGGGGGGGGUUGGGUUUGGUGUGUUGGGGGGGGGGUGUUUGUUGUUUUGGGUGGUGGGGUUGGGGUGGGGUUGUUUUGUUGUGUGGGGGGGGGGUUGGGUUGUGGGUGUGUUUUGUUUGUUUUUGUGGGUUUUUUGUGGGUUUGGGUUGUUUGUUUUUGGGGGUGGUUUUUGGGGUGGUGUGGUGGGGUUGUUGGGUGUUUGGGGUGUGUGUUGGGGGGGGUUUGUUGUUUGGGUUGGUUGGUGGGGGGGGUGUGUGUUUGUUGUGUUUGGUGUUGGUUUGUGUGGUGUGGUGUUGUGGGGGGGGGGGGUGGGGGGGGGGUUUGGGGGGGGGGUGUGUUGGUGUGUUGGUGGGUGGUGGUGGUGUGAGUUGUUGGUUUUUUGGUUUUGUUGGGUGUAGUGUUUUUUGUUGGGGGGGGGGUUGGGGGUUGGGGUUGGUUGGUGGUUGGUUUUUGUGGUUGUUGUGUGGGGUUUGUUGGGUUUUUGUUUUUUUUGUUUGGGGUUUUGUGGGUGGUUUUAUGGUGGGGGUUGUUUUGUUUGUGUUGGUUUUAGGGGGGGUUUUUUGUUGUUGGGGUUUUGGUUUUUGUGUAUUGUUUUGUUUGGUGUGUUUUUUGUUGUUGGGUGGGGUGGGGGGUUGUUUGGUGUGGUGGGUUGUUGUUUUGGGGUUUGUGUUGGGGGUUUGGUUAGUGUUGGGUUUGGGGGUUGUUGGUUUUUUGUUUUUUGGUGAUUGGUUUGGUUGUUGUUUUGUUGGUUUGUUUUUUUGGUUUUGGGGUGUUAUUUUUUUUUGGGGGGUGUGGGUUUUUUUUUUGGGGGUGUUGUUUGUGUGGGGUGUGUUGGGGUUUGUUUUGGUUUGGUUUGUAAUUGUGGGUUUUUUUGUUUUGUUUUUGUUGUUGGUUUGGGGUGGUUUUUUUGGUUGGGGGGGGUUUAGUGGGUUGGGGGUGGGUGGUUGUGUGUUGUUGGGGGUGUUGUGGUGUUUUUGUGUGGGGUUUGUGGUGGGUUUUUGUUGUUUGUUUAGUUGUUUGUUGUUUUGGGUGUUGUAUUGGUGUUGUUUUGUUUUUUGGUGGGGUGUUUGUUUGGGGUUGUGGUGGUGUUUUUUGGUUGUGGUUGGUGUUGGGGGUUGUGGGGGGUGGGUGGUUGGUGGGGGUGAGGGUGAGGGGGGGUGGUUGGGGGGGUUUUGGGGGUUUUUGGGUGUGGGUGGGGUGGUGGGGGUUUUGGUUGGGGUUUUUUGUUGUUUUGGUGUGGUUGUUUGGUUGGUUUGUUUGUUGUGUUUGGUGUUGUUUGUGUUGUUUGUUUUGUGUGGUUUUGUGGUUGGGUUUGGUGUUGGUUUGUUGGGUGUGGUUUUUGUUGGGGUUGUUGUUUUGGUUGGUGGGGGGUUUGGGGGUUAUUUUUGGGGGGUGGGGUGUGGGUUGGUGGGGGUAGGGUGGUAUUUUAUUUUGGGGUGUGUUGUGUGUGUUAUUGGGUUGGGUGGGUGGGGGUUUUGUGGGGGUUGGUUUAGGGGGGGGGUUUAUUUGGGGGAUGGGGUGGGGGGGGGGGUUGUGGGGAGUUUGGGUUGGGGUGGUGUUGGGGUGGUGGGGGUUGGUGUGGUGUGGUGUGGGUUAGGGGGUGUUUUGUUGUGUUGGUGGUGUGGUUGA
Knipowitschia caucasica is the source of this 4026-nucleotide messenger RNA. The record is from the annotation of a GenBank genome assembly. Lineage: Eukaryota; Metazoa; Chordata; Actinopteri; Gobiiformes; Gobiidae.